CAUACUGAGUCUAGAUAUUCUAGUGCCUUACACCGUAUCCAGACUCUUCACCAGACGUUGGCAGGCAGUGGCAAGAACAGAUGGUUUGACCAUGUCAACACUGAGGUGGCCUUCAAGAACGGUCUUUUCGCUGGCAACUUCGAGGUUCGUUUUUUUUUUUUUUUUGGAACAGAUCUUGCACAUCAUACGCAUUCCUGAACAAUUAUCAUGUACCAAAAUCAGUUAACAUUAUCUGCAUAAAUUAGUCAUCAUAUACGUUUCCUAACCUCUGUACACAAUUGUGGACAAGGGUUUCUGUGCUUUAGUUUCCAUAACGUUUAUAUUUUCAGCAUACACCAGCAGAUGGCAUGGUGGCUGCUUUUUUGGGAUACUUCGUUUUUGCUCAGUCACAGAGGAUUGGACCAAUACGGAAGGACAAGGUCUCUGACAGGUCCGUUCCAGAACCAGAGGAGCUGAUUUUCGCCAUAGAUGACGAGAUACGUGAUGAAAUUAUACAUACACAGGAGACAUUCAUUAAACAGGCUUCGGACUUGGAACUAGUCUGCCCCAGCUUCACAGACUAUGGGAAGAAGUUCAUCCGUAGUUUCAAGCUCCACCCGGACUACUACAUACAGACUGCACUACAGCUGGCCUACUUCAGGCUACAUGGGAAACCAGCUCCCACGCACCAGCCGGCGACGCUGCGGCAGUACUACCACGGCCGGACCGAGACUGUCCGGUCCUGCACCAUGGAAGUGGUCAACUGGUGUAAGGCCAUGAUGGACAACACAGUACCGAUUCAAGAGAAGAAAGAACUAAUGAUGGCGGCGUUGAAGAAGCAUAUACAACUUAUGGAGGAGGCGAAAAACAUGCUGGGCUGUGACCGUCACCUGCUUGGUCUUCGAGCUAUAUCUCAAAGUGCAGGAAUUCCUCUUCCUUCACUCUUCAGAGAUACUGCCUACACAAAGAGUUUGGGGGGUGGGUACGUCAUGCUCAAUACUCUGAUUGGCUAUACACCAGCCCCAGCGGCAGUGGCUCCCAAGGUACCUCACGGCUAUUGCAUCGCAUACAACAUCCAACCAGAUAGGUUGACCUACAGUGUGAGUGCCUGGAAGAGCUGUAAGGAGACCAGUGCUGAGGAGAUGUCGGCUAGUAUACACCAGUCACUCAGGGACAUGCAUCAACUUCUCAUGACGUCAUAAGGCACCCAUCACGGAAAAUACAGCAAUCAUAAUUUUACUGUUAAAUUACAGUUCAUUGCUGCUAUUUUGUUAUUUAACAUUCAUAAGAUUGAUGUUACUUUGGAUUAUAGGCACAGCUGACCAGAAUUAUCUUAAUUCAUAUAGUUGAUUAUGUCAAUGGUGCUUUAAAAUUUCAGGGGUCAAUUAAUGCACUUGAUUAAGUUGUUUUGAUUGACUUUCUUCCUAUUUUUCAAACAUCUGUGGUCUCUCUAUAAUUUUGUUUUAAAUUCAACGUCCACAUAUCGACUCAUAAAGCUGUCAGAGGGAGAGUGUUCAUUUUAGUUGUAAAGCCUUGAAUUCAGCCGAAGUGGGCUGCCACUGUA
Messenger RNA from Branchiostoma floridae (Florida lancelet), 1543 nucleotides. Its product is annotated as peroxisomal carnitine O-octanoyltransferase-like. The record is from RefSeq and is a predicted model, not a curated record. Gene Ontology annotation, molecular function: carnitine O-octanoyltransferase activity. Gene Ontology annotation, cellular component: peroxisome. NCBI's taxonomy places the organism in Eukaryota, Metazoa, Chordata, Leptocardii, Amphioxiformes, Branchiostomatidae. The transcript has 8 exons. The coding region runs from base 348 to 1181 and encodes 277 amino acids.